GCGGCUGGAGGUGAGGGCAUCGGCUGAGUUGCUCUAGGGGUCCGGAGGUGAGGGUGCCAUGGCACCCGGCUGCAAAAAUGAGUUGCGCAAUGUGACAAAUUGUCAAUCUAACCAACCAAGUAAUGAAGGUGAUGCCAUCAAAGUUUUUGUGCGAAUUCGUCCGCUUACAGAGGGUUCUGGCUCAGCUGAUGGAGAGCAAAACUUAUGCUUAUCUGUGCUCUCCUCCACGACGCUCCGGCUGCACUCCAACCCCGAGCCCAGAACCUUCACGUUUGAUCAUGUUGCAGGCAUGGACACCACUCAGGAGUCUGUGUUCUCAGCUGUGGCCAAAGGCAUUGUGGAGUCUUGCAUGAGCGGUUACAAUGGUACCAUCUUCGCAUAUGGACAGACUGGCUCAGGGAAAACCUUUACUAUGAUGGGACCAUCUGAAUCUGAUAAUUUUUCUCAUAACCUGAGAGGAGUAAUCCCACGAAGUUUUGAAUAUUUGUUUUCCUUAAUUGAUCGUGAAAAAGAUAAGGCUGGAGCUGGAAAGAGCUUCCUUUGUAAGUGUUCCUUUAUUGAAAUCUACAACGAGCAGAUCUAUGACCUUCUGGACUCUGCAUCAGCUGGACUGUACUUAAGGGAGCAUAUCAAGAAGGGCGUCUUUGUUGUUGGUGCGGUGGAGCAGGUGGUGACCUCGGCUGCCGAAGCCUAUCAGGUGCUGUCUGGAGGAUGGAGAAACAGACGUGUGGCAUCAACAUCAAUGAACAGAGAAUCUUCUAGGUCUCAUGCCGUCUUUACAAUUACAGUAGAGUCAAUGGAGAAAAGCAAUGAGACUGUGAAUAUACGGACCUCCUUACUCAAUCUGGUGGAUUUAGCAGGAUCUGAACGGCAAAAAGACACCCAUGCAGAAGGGAUGAGGUUGAAGGAAGCAGGUAACAUAAACCGAUCGUUGAGCUGCCUGGGCCAAGUGAUUACCGCACUUGUCGAUGUGGGUAAUGGCAAACAGAGACACGUGUGCUACCGAGACUCCAAGCUCACCUUCUUACUCCGGGAUUCCCUGGGUGGUAACGCCAAAACGGCCAUAGUCGCCAACGUCCAUCCAGGACCCAGGUGCUUCGGGGAAACUCUGUCAACGCUGAAUUUUGCUCAAAGAGCCAAGCUGAUUAAAAAUAAGGCCGUGGUAAAUGAAGACACUCAAGGAAAUGUGAGCCAGCUCCAAGCUGAAGUGAAGAGGCUCAGAGAACAGCUGGCCCAGCUUUCCUCCGGGCAGAUACCUCCAGAAAGCUUCCUGACCAGAGAGAAAGAUGAGACUAAUUACGUGAAGUAUUUCCAAGAGGCAAUGUUAUUCUUUAAGAAAUCUGAACAGGAAAAGAAGUCUCUAAUAGAAAAAGUUACCCAGUUAGAAGACCUCACUCUCAAAAAAGAGAAAUUUAUUCAGUCUAAUAAAAUGAUUGUGAAGUUCCGAGAGGACCAGAUAAUGCGCCUGGAGAAGCUACAUAAGGAGUCGCGGGGAAGUUUUCUGCCUGCGGAGCAGGACUGUUUGCUGUCGGAAUUAAGGGAUGAGAUUCAAACUCUGCGAGAACAAAUAGAGCACCACCCCAGAGUUGCAAAAUAUGCUAUGGAAAACCAUUCCCUCCGGGAGGAGAAUAGAAGGCUGAGAUCACUGGAGCCCGUGAAGAGAGCCCAAGAAAUGGAUGCCCAGACCAUCGCAAUGCUAGAAAAAGCUUUCUUCGAAGUAUCGGGCACAGAGAAAAAUGACAAAAACCAAGUUCCCUUGUUAUCAAGUCAGCAAGGAUUCUCUCCUAAAGUUGCAAAAGAGCCAUGUUCAUUAGCAAACCCUGAGAAGUUAAAAGCACAACUCCUGCAAAUUCAGACCGAGCUGAAUAAUUCAAAGCAAGAGUAUGAAGAAUUCAAAGAACUAACUAGGAAAAGGCAGCUAGAAUUGGAAUCAGAGCUUCAGUCUUUGCAAAAAGCAAACCUGAAUCUUGAAAACCUUUUGGAAGCAACAAAAGCCUGCAAGCGACAAGAAGUUUCUCAGCUGAAUAAAAUUCAUGCUGAAACACUCAAGGAACAAAUGAGUGCCCUUCAAGUCCAGCUGGAUGAAGAGGAGCGUAAGAACCUGAAGCUUCAGCAGCACAUCGACAAACUGGAGCACCAUUCUACGCAAACGCAGGAGCUUUUCUCAUCUGAGAGAACUGAUUGGACCAAACAGCAGCAAGAGCAUCUCUCACAGUUGAAUGUCCUUGAAAAGCAACUUCAGGACACUCAAACUAAGAAUGACUUUUUGAAAAGUGAGGUCCAUGACCUGCGGGUAGUUCUUCAUUCUGCUGACAAGGAGCUGUCUUCGGUGAAGCUGGAGUACGGUGCGUUCCGAGAGAGCCAGGAGAGAGAGCUCAGCAGCCUUUCCGAGAGACACGUGCAUGUACAGCUCCAGCUGGACCAUGUCAGAUUAGAAAAUGAAAAGCUUCUUGAGAGCAAAGCCUGCCUACAGGAUUCCUAUGAAAACUUACAAGAAGUAAUGAAGUUUGAAAUUGACCAACUUUCAAAAAACCUCCAAAACUGCAAAAAAGAAAAUGAAACUCUGAAAUCUGAUCUGAAUAAUUUGAUGGAGCUUUUUGAGGCAGAAAAAGAACGCAAUAACAAAUUAUUAUUACAAUUUGAAGAAGAUAAAGAAAACAGUUCUAAGGAUAUGCUCUGUGAGGACCUGGCUCAUGCUACAGAGCAGCUGAACAUGCUCACCGAGGCCUCAAAAAAGCACUCGGGGCUUCUGCAGUCGGCCCAGGAGGAGCUGAACAGGAAGGAGGUCCUCAUCCAGGAACUUCAGCACGAGCUAAACCAAAAGAAAGAGGAAGUAGAACAGAAAAAGAAUGAAUAUAACUUCAAAAUGAGGCAACUUGAACAUGUGAUGGGUUCUGCUGCCGAGUAUCCCCAGAGUCCUAAAACACCACCUCAUUUUCAAACACAUUUGGCAAAACUCCUGGAAUCACAAGAACAAGAGAUAGAAGAUGGACGAGCCUCUACGAUAUCUUUGCAACACCUCGUAACAAAGCUAAACGAAGACAGAGAAGUAAAAAAUGCUGAAAUCUUCAAAAUGAAGGAGCAAUUGAGUGAAAUGGAAAACCUACGCCUGGAAGCUGAGCAGCUAAGAGAGAAAAACUGGCUCCUUCAAGGUCAACUGGAUGAUAUUAAAAGACAAAAGGACAACAGGGAACAGAACCAUCCACACAAUCAACAGCUGAAGAGUGAACAAGAAGAAAUUCUCAAAGAAAGACUUGCUAAAAAUAAAUUAGUUGAAGAAAUGCUGAAAAUGAAAGCAGACCUAGAAGAAGCCCACUGUACCCUUCAGAACAAAGAGACAGACUACCUGAGAAUGACUGAGGAAGUCGAACGAACCAGAACUUUGGAGUCCAAAGCGUUCCAAGAAAAGGAACAGCUGAGAUCCAAGCUGGAAGAAUUAUAUGAAGAAAAGGAGAGAACAUCCCAGGAGCUGGAAGUGUUAAGGAAGCAGGUGGAGUGUCUCGCUGAGGAAAAUGGGAAGUUGGUGGGUCACCAAAACCUACAUCAAAAGAUUCAGUACGUAGUGCGGCUGAAGAAGGAAAAUGUCAGACUCGCUGAGGAGACAGAAAAGUUGCGUGCUGAAAAUGUAAUUUUAAAAGAAAAGAAAAAGAGUUUCUGAGGAACAUGCUGUAUCCAUACGUGUUCUGUGGCGAUCAGCAGUCUGCUCUUUAGAGGUCACCACCCCGUUUCAAGGCUCUAAACCAACUGUAAAUACUGGGAGAACCUUUUGCCUUUUAAAAAUAAAAACCUGUAGCUAAUGUUUACGGUGGAUGUUGCCCAGAUCAUUUUCUCCUUAGAUACUAACAUACUCUUCUUCAAUUCGCACAUCAUAUAAGCUCUAACAAUAUAUAGUGGUUCCAAACUUGAAUGAAGUUAAUGACUAAUCAGCCAUUAACUUCAUUGAUUGCGCAGAGUGUAGAAAAAGCAAACUUGUUAAUACAGAUUAUUUUUUUAUUCCUUCAUUAAGUAUUCUCGUGAGCGUCUUUAUGACUGUAACAUGGCCGAUUUUCAAAAUGUAAUCUUUUUAAAAUAAAGUCAUGUUUUUUACUGUA
This is a messenger RNA of Hipposideros armiger (great roundleaf bat), 4091 nucleotides long. RefSeq names its product kinesin family member 15 (gene KIF15). The record is from RefSeq and is a predicted model, not a curated record. The coding region runs from base 59 to 3658 and encodes 1199 amino acids. Gene Ontology annotation, molecular function: microtubule motor activity; microtubule binding; ATP binding. NCBI's taxonomy places the organism in Eukaryota, Metazoa, Chordata, Mammalia, Chiroptera, Hipposideridae. The transcript is spliced from 30 exons. Gene Ontology annotation, biological process: microtubule-based movement.